Mesorhabditis spiculigera is the source of this 294-nucleotide messenger RNA. The record is from the annotation of a GenBank genome assembly. NCBI's taxonomy places the organism in Eukaryota, Metazoa, Nematoda, Chromadorea, Rhabditida, Rhabditidae.
AUGCAGUGCGGCGAUUUGUUUGCGACGACGAAGUUCGACGAAAAGUUGCACCUCUUGCUUGAAUCGCUUCACUUCAGCCCCCGUACGGACCAUCGCGUCGGAGCUGAAAGAUUUGCCGUUGGGAUCGGCGUAUCGAGGACAGAUUUCAUGAUUGAGCCGGCGAGCAAACUGGGCGAAUUGUUGGAAAAAAUCGGCGCUUCGAAAAAGCUGGGGCUCAUACAAGUCGGCUCUACCAACUUGGCUCGUAAUUCGUGGCGUUUACCCCACAGUUUAUGGACAGCCGUCGAUCACAUC